Pestalotiopsis fici W106-1 is the source of this 696-nucleotide messenger RNA. RefSeq lists its product as uncharacterized. Gene Ontology annotation, molecular function: peptidyl-tRNA hydrolase activity. Gene Ontology annotation, cellular component: cytosol; mitochondrion. The record is from RefSeq and is a predicted model, not a curated record. The transcript has 2 exons. Lineage: Eukaryota; Fungi; Ascomycota; Sordariomycetes; Amphisphaeriales; Sporocadaceae. The coding region runs from base 1 to 696 and encodes 231 amino acids.
AUGUCGUUCACAGAGAAACCCGGCUUCAGCUUCACGCCGACGGCCAUGAUUCUGUCGACGAGCAUCGUUGCUUUCCUCUCGGGCUUCAUGAUGGGUGUAUACUCUAUUCGUGGUUACUUUCUCAGCCCUGAUCUGAUAGAGGAGCGCCGCCGCAACCUGGCCGACCCCGAGGAGAGUGAGGAGUCCGACGUGGACGAGGACGACUUUCUGCUUGACCACGCCCCGAACUGGACCAGAUCUCUCGAUGCUGAUAGGAAGGAGCAAAGAGUAAAGAAAGUCAAAGAAAAUACCGUGUCUGAGCUCGACGAGCUCGCUGCCGACCCCAAUGAGGAAUGCAAGCUGGUCUUGGUGGUACGGACGGAUUUGGGCAUGACCAAAGGCAAGAUCGCAGCUCAGUGCUCACACGCCACCCUCGCCUGCUACAAGAAACUCGCAGCCGCUUCCCCCACCUCGACGGCUGGCCGGUACUUGCGGCGUUGGGAGCAUCGCGGCCAGGCCAAAAUCGCCGUCCAAAUCAAGUCUCAGGAGGAGCUAUUGGAGCUAGCAAAGCGUGCCCGUGCCAUGGGCCUGACUGCCGAAUACAUCCAAGACGCCGGUCGUACCCAGAUCGAGGCUGGCAGUAUGACCGUGCUCGGCGUCGGGCCUGCCCCCAAGAGCCUAGUCGACAAGAUUACCGGUGGUCUGAAGCUGCUGUGA